Fomitopsis serialis is the source of this 993-nucleotide messenger RNA. RefSeq lists its product as uncharacterized. The transcript has 3 exons. The record is from RefSeq and is a predicted model, not a curated record. NCBI's taxonomy places the organism in Eukaryota, Fungi, Basidiomycota, Agaricomycetes, Polyporales, Fomitopsidaceae. Bases 1 to 993 code for a protein of 330 amino acids. Gene Ontology annotation, molecular function: 2-oxoglutarate-dependent dioxygenase activity.
AUGCAUUCAGAGAUACUUCUUCACUCUUGCCGUCAAUAUCGACCGUGUCAGUACGGUUUACGGUGGGCGAUUGGCUCACAGUAUCGCAACGUAUCCUACGUCAAGGCACAUCCUGUUCAGACCGCACCGGUCCCAACCUCAAAAAUUGACGACUCCAGAAUUUUCCUGGAUUAUGCUCUGUCACCGAACGCUACCCCCCUUCACAUCAAGCGGGCAUCUCCGAGUAGCGACUCGAGGGCACACAAAUUACUCCGCAGUCUACGGGAGGCAGAAGAUCGGAUCAUUGACAUCGAGCUAGGGCGCUACGACGACACCGUAGCUGGAUCGUUUGAACAAGUCAGCCUGCCACUCGGGCGAUAUCUCGAUUGGAUCGAGAGUGAUCAGUCCAACGGCGGCAAGGUUGCCGGGCGACAACUGUACCUUGCGCAAUGGCGAGCGAGCGGUGACAUACCAGCUCUUACACAACGCAUACAGCCGCCUCCGCUUCUGGGUCCACUACUCAAAGAUGGCCCUGUCGAGGCUGACUUGUAUCAGACGAGUUUUUUUAUUGGUCCCGCAGGCGCUAUCACACCUCUCCACUACGACCCAUACUUCAAUCUCUACCAGCUGUACGCCUCUGCGGAGCCUAAUCGCUACGCGAAGCACAUCUUCCUCCUCCCGCCGAGCGCAUCCGAGUUCGUAAAGCGUGCUGACGGGCAACACGCUCUGCGGAACACGUCUUCUAUCAACCUCUCGCUCCAGCCAUCCGACAGCGGAGAUGACUUCGCUGUUGUCGCCGCACCUGAUGCGCCGUCGCGCUCUGUGGAAGCGAUCUCGGGGCUGGGGUACAGUUGCAUCCUGAGGGAAGGCGAAACAUUGUUCAUCCCCAAAGGGUGGUGGCAUCGCGUGGAGAACGUCGUCCUUGGGCGAGAUCAACCUCCAUCAGGCUCUGGAUGGACUGCUGGUAUUGGAUGGUGGUGGCUACCACGUAGGAGCGCUUCAAGCACGUCGUAG